Geodia barretti is the source of this 297-nucleotide messenger RNA. The record is from the annotation of a GenBank genome assembly. Lineage: Eukaryota; Metazoa; Porifera; Demospongiae; Tetractinellida; Geodiidae.
ACCAACCCUGCAGGCAGAGGACUCCUACCUGUAUGUGGUGAUGGAGGACAGACAGAGGGAUUCCUGACUGUGAGGAAAGGCCAACUGGUGGAGGUACUGGACCAGGGAGGAGGAGGGGGCAACUGGCUGGUGGUGGCUCUGGCUUCUGCCCCAGGGGAUCUGGAAGAUGAGGGGUUCCUCCCUGCUCGUUGUCUCCAGCCAGCCAGCAAGAUGGGAGUGUCUCGUCCGUCACCAAUGGACACUGCCUCCAGUCACUAUGGUGACAAGACCACACCCCACUCAUCACAUGAUAAGAUA